AUGCACCUGUGGCCAUCGCUCCGGAUCCGCGACUCGUUCAAGCACGGCUACCUCCAGAAGCUGGAGCUCAACCUCGGCAACAUGAAGCGCGCGCAGCGGCAGCACCAGGAGCGGCAGGGCGAGGGCCAGGAGGACCAGGACGGCCAGCCCAGCGGUGGCGGGAAGGCGCCGCUGCUCGAGGACCGCUCGCCGUCGGGAUCCGUGCUGGCCGGCGCGCUCGAGCUCGCCUGGGAUGCCGUCUUGCUCCUCACCUGCUGCUGCUGUUGCUUCUGCUGCGGAGUUGAGGCAGGUGUCAUCGCGGUUCGCCUUGCGUUCGCCACCGGCGGCGCCUGCCUUGUCCGCUUGUGCUCCGCCGCCAUCGCGAUCUCCCUUGGGCUUGUUCUUCUUGCCGCCACGGGGACGCCGAUGACGAUCCUUGGAUGA
This is a messenger RNA of Miscanthus lutarioriparius, 423 nucleotides long. The record is from the annotation of a GenBank genome assembly. NCBI's taxonomy places the organism in Eukaryota, Viridiplantae, Streptophyta, Magnoliopsida, Poales, Poaceae.